AUGGAUGUUCUGAUUGGUGGAUCACUGAUGGAUGAUCCCAUUGGUGGGUCACUGAUGGAUGUUCCGACUGGUGGGUCACUGAUGGAUGUUCCGAUUGGUGGAUCACUGAUGGAUGUUCUGAUUGGUGGAUCACUGAUGGAUGUUCUGAUUGGUAGAUCACUGAUGGAUGUUCCGACUGGUGGAUCACUGAUGGAUGCUCCCAUUGGUGGAUCACUGAUGGAUGCUCCGACUGGUGGAUCACUGACGGAUGUUCUGAUUGGUGGAUCACUGAUGGAUGCUCCCAUUGGUGGGUCACUGAUGGAUGCUCCCAUUGGUGGAUCGCUGAUGGAUGUUCCGAUUGGUGGAUCACUGAAGGAUGUUCCGAUUGGUGGAUCGCUGAUGGAUGUUCUGAUUGGUGGAUCACUGAAGGAUGUUCUGAUUGGUAGAUCACUGAAGGAUGUUCUGAUUGGUAGAUCACUGAUGGAUGUUCCAAUUGGUGGAUCACUGAUGGAUGUUCCCAUUGGUGGAUCACUGAAGGAUGUUCUGAUUGGUGGAUCACUGAUGGAUGCUCCCAUUGGUGGAUCACUGAAGGAUGUUCUGAUUGUCGGAACAUCCAUCAGUGACCCACCAAUGGGAUCAUCCAUCAGUGAUCCACCAAUCAGAACAUCCAUCAGUGACCCACCAAUGGGAUCAUCCAUCAGUGAUCCACCAAUUGGAACAUCCAUCAGUGAUCUAUCAAUCAGAACAUCCUUCAGUGAUCCACCAGUGGGAGCAUCCAUCAGUGAUCCACCAAUGGGAGCAUCCAUCAGUGAUCCACCAAUCAGAACAUCCUUCAGUGAUCCACCAAUCGUAACAUCCAUCAGUGAUCCACCAAUCGGAACAUCCAUCAGUGAUCUACCAAUCAGAACAUCCUUCAGUGAUCCACCAAUCAGAACAUCCGUCAGUGAUCUAUCAAUCAGAACAUCCUUCAGUGAUCCACCAAUCAGAACAUCCAUCAGUGACCCACCAAUGGGAUCAUCCAUCAGUGAUCCACCAAUCGGAACAUCCUUCAGUGAUCUACCAAUCGGAACAUCCAUCAGUGAUCCACCAAUGGGAGCAUCCAUCAGUGAUCCACCAAUCAGAACAUCCAUCAGUGAUCCACCAAUCAGAACAUCCUUCAGUGAUCCACCAAUCGGAACAUCCAUCAGUGAUCUACCAAUCAGAACAUCCUUCAGUGAUCCACCAAUCAGAACAUCCGUCAGUGAUCCACCAGUCGGAACAUCCAUCAGUGAUCCACCAAUCGGAACAUCCUUCAGUGAUCUACCAAUCGGAACAUCCUUCAGUGAUCUACCAAUCAGAACAUCCGUCAGUGAUCCACCAAUUGGAACAUCCUUCAGUGAUCCACCAAUCGGAUCAUCCAUCAGUGAUCCACCAAUCGGAACAACCUUCAGUGAUCUACCAAUCCGAACAUCCUUCAGUGAUCCACCAGUCAGAACAUCCGUCAGUGAUCCACCAAUCGGAACAUCCAUCAGUGAUCUACCAAUCAGAACAUCCUUCAGUGAUCCACCAAUGGGAGCAUCCAUCAGUGAUCCACCAAUCAGAACAUCCAUCAGUGAUCCACCAAUCGGAACAUCCUUCAGUGAUCUACCAAUGGGAGCAUGCAUCAGUGAUCCACCAGUCGGAACAUCCGUCAGUGAUCCACCAAUUGGAACAUCCUUCAGGGAUCAACCAAUCAGAACAUCCAUCAGUGAUCUACCAAUCGGAACAUCCAUCAGUGAUCCACCAAUGGGAGCAUCUAUCAGUGAUCCACCAAUCAGAACAUCCGUCAGUGAUCCACCAAUCGGAACAUCCUUCAGUGAUCUACCAAUCAGAACAUCCAUCAGUGAUCCACCAAUUGGAACAUCCUUCAGUGAUCCACCAAUCGGAACAACCUUCAGUGAUCUACCAAUCCGAACAUCCUUCAGUGAUCCACCAGUCAGAACAUCCGUCAGUGAUCCACCAAUGGGAGCAUCCAUCAGUGAUCCACCAAUUGGAACGUUGUCAGGAAUAAACAGAUUGAACAUAUCAGCCAAUCAAAUCGCUCAUUGA
Molecule: messenger RNA, 2046 nt
Organism: Rhincodon typus (whale shark)
Lineage: Eukaryota; Metazoa; Chordata; Chondrichthyes; Orectolobiformes; Rhincodontidae
Product: paternally-expressed gene 3 protein-like
Exons: 3
Coding region: 1-2046 (681 amino acids)
Source: RefSeq, a predicted model, not a curated record